AUGGCCCUCUCGUUUAUUCUGUCGCUUCUCCUCGGGACAUUUUCCCCCGCCCUGGCCUCACGUAAUACGACCGCAGGUUGUGCUAUCAUUCGCCCGCCAAGAGAUGGAGGGAUCAGAUACAGGGGUCUGACACAGGAACAGAUCCGCAGUGUUCAGGUGUUGCCGGUGGAUUAUGAAAUCGAGUAUAUCUGCAGAGGGAACAGAGUGAUCGUGGGGCCAAAGGUCAGGAAGUGUCUCCCUGACGGCACAUGGACUGACCUGAACCAGCGCAGCAAAUGCUUGCUGCCGUGUGCGCGGGUGUGGACGUCUCUGGAGAACGGCCGUGUGACGGUUCACCCUCCAGGCCCAGCGGUGGAGGGCACCGUACUGCACUACAGCUGUCUGGAGGGUUUCAUCCUGGUGGGCAGGAACAGCACUCAGUGCACGAAACUGGGCAAGUGGGACUCACCCAAACCUGUCUGCCACUAUGACAGACAUUAUACAGGCAAGAAGAAGCUCUACAUCGGAGCCCUGUUCCCGAUGAGCGGCGGAUGGCCGGGUGGCCAGGCUUGCCUCCCUGCUGCCCAAAUGGCCCUGGAUCUGGUGAACAAGAGAACGGAUAUUCUUCCGGAUUAUGAGCUUGAAUUAAUCUACUAUGACAGUAUGUGUGAUCCUGGUGAGGCCACGAAGCUGCUGUAUGACCUGCUGUACACGGAGCCCAUAAAGAUCGUCCUGAUGCCAGGCUGCAGCUCUGUGUCCACACUAGUGGCCGAAGCCGCACGCAUGUGGAACCUCAUAGUGUUGUCCUACGGAUCCAGUUCACCAGCACUCUCCAACCGUCAGCGUUUCCCCACCUUCUUCCGCACGCACCCCUCAGCCACAUUGCACAACCCCACCCGUGUGCAACUCUUCCAGAAGUGGAAGUGGACCAAAAUCGCCACCAUCCAGCAGACCACCGAAGUCUUCACCUCUACUCUGGAUGAUCUAGAGCAGAGGGUGAAGGAGGCAGGCAUUGAGAUCAGCGUGAGGCAGAGUUUCCUCACGGACCCUGCUGUGGCCGUCAAGAACCUCAAGCGGCAAGAUGCUCGCAUCAUUGUGGGCCUGUUUUACGAAACGGAAGCCAGGAAAGUGUUUUGUGAGGUCUAUAAGGAGAAGCUGUAUGGGAAAAAGUAUGUGUGGUUUCUGAUUGGCUGGUAUGCUGACAACUGGUUCAAGAUCAAAGAUCCAUCCAUCAACUGCACUGUGGAGCAGAUGACAGAAGCUGUGGAGGGUCAUGUGACCACUGAGAUAGUCAUGCUCAAUCCGGAGACGGUGCGAGGGGCCUCUAACCUGACCUCACAGGAGUUCCUAGCACAGCUGAUGUCCAAGCUGGGUGGGAAGAAUCCAGAGGAAACCGGAGGGUUUCAGGAAGCUCCUCUGGCGUAUGAUGCGGUUUGGGCUCUGGCUCUGGCUCUCAAUAAGACAGUGGGGCCUUUGAAGGCAAAAGGACGAAGAUUGGAAGAUUUUAAUUACAAUAACAAGGACAUUACUGCGGAGAUCUACCGAGCCCUCAACACCAGCUCCUUCGAGGGGGUUUCGGGUCAUGUGGUGUUUGAUGCCCAGGGCUCCAGAAUGGCAUGGACCCUCAUCGAACAGCUGCAAGGAGGAAGCUACAAGAAGAUUGGAUACUUCGAUAUGACCAAAGGCAAUCUCUCUUGGUAUGGGAAUGACAGGUGGAUAGGCUCUGAUCCACCUGCUGACCAAACGGUGGUGAUUCAGAAGUUCAGAUAUCUGUCACAAAAACUCUUCGUCUCUGUGUCUGUUUUCGCUGGCUUGGGCAUUUUAAUGGGGAUCGUUUGCCUCACCUUUAACAUCUACAAUAGCAACGUCAGGUACAUUCAAAACUCCCAGCCGUACCUGAAUAACAUGACGGCAGUGGGCUGUAUGAUGGCUCUGGCUGCAGUUUUUCCUCUGGGAAUUGAUGGACUGCAUGUACGCAACUCUCAGUUUCCUGUGGUCUGUCAGUUCCGCUUGUGGCUGCUUGGACUUGGCUUCAGUUUGGCUUAUGGAAGCAUGUUCACAAAGAUCUGGUGGGUUCACACGGUGUUCACAAAGAAGGAUGAGAAGAAAGACAAGAGAAAGCAGCACCUGGAGCCAUGGAAGCUCUAUGCCACCGUGGGAGUCCUGCUGGUUAUCGACAUCCUGUCCCUUAUGAUUUGGCAGAUUGUGGAUCCCCUGCACAUCACAGUGGAGAAGUUCACUAAAGAAGCACCUAAAGGGGACGUGGAUCAGCUGAUCGAGCCUCUGCUGCAGCACUGCAGUUCAGAGAAGAUGAACACAUGGCUUGGUGUCGUUUAUGGCUAUAAGGGUUUGCUGCUGCUCCUGGGUAUUUUUCUGGCUUAUGAAACCAAAUCUGUGUCCACUGAAAAAAUAAACGAUCACCGAGCUGUUGGGAUGGCCAUCUACAACGUCUCUGUGUUGUGUAUGAUAACGGCUCCUGUCACCAUGAUUCUGUCGUCUAAGCAGGACGCCUCGUUCGCCUUCGCCUCGCUGGCCAUCAUCUUCUCCGUCUACAUCACUCUAGUUGUCCUCUUCGUCCCUAAGAUGCGGAGGCUUAUCACUCGUGGUGAGUGGCAGUCGGACCAGCAGGAGACCAUGAAGACCGGCUCAUCCACAAACAACAACGAUGAAGAGAAAUCCCGCCAGCUGGAGAGAGAGAACAAAGAGCUGCAGAAGAUCAUCCAGGAGAAAGAGGAACGUGUAUCAGAGCUGAGAAACCAGCUGUCAGAGCGCCAGGCCCUGCGCUCCAGGAAACGCCCCACCUCCUCCAGUCAGAACCACAGCUCUCCAUCUCUCCCCGCUCCUCAGAACGAUCCCAAAUCUCUCCUACCGCCUCCAGGAUACCCCCUCCCUGCCUCCGACAACCACUCCCUCCCUCCCACCUUCUCCAACACCUCCCCCCUCUACCAGCCCGACGGCAAGAUCAACCGCAACAGCUGCCAUCCCGGCCGACUGCAGCUCCUCUACAAGUGAACCGUGAGGAACCGGGAUCAAAUGCGAGCGGGCACACAGCGAACUGAAAGGGGGGAGAGAAACAAGCUACCUUGAUUGACACUUGCUGUGAUUAUAGGGAGGUUAUACACAGGAGGCUUGAGAGUCUGGCUUUGAUUUGCAUCAUUUGAUGUGUCACCGUAUUUGAAAACCACACAUGCUAUGAACCAUUUCAGUGUUCAGAUGAGUAACCCUCAGCUGAUUUUGACUCGGAAAAUUGUGGACGAAUGAUAACAUGCUAAGAACAUCAUUAUUCCCUUAAGAUACUAAUAUUUUGGAAUCUAUUACUAUUGUAAUACCACAAUUUUUCGAUACGUUUAGCUUUUUUGUUCAUGUUUCCUACAGUUCAAUCAGGUUGUCUGAAUAUAAGCCAUGACGCACCAAGCUGACACAUCGGCCAGUGUCAGGCCAUCGAAGAGCAUCAGUCAGACUAGUUUUUGUAGUUUGUGUUCAGCACUAUUCAGAUAUAUUGGGGGCCUUUUGGCCAAUUAAGCAUCGUCAUUCAUUGAGAGAGAACUCUGAUUGGCUGAUCGGUUUAACAUACAAGUGCAUGAGAAUAAAAGCAAAAGUCGUGAAUGCAAGAAAAGAAGUCAAGAAUGCACAGACCGAAGGCUGUUCUAAUUUUUUGUCAUCUGACCUGAACAUCCAAUGACCAAAUAUUUUCACAUUUUUCAUCUGGAAUAAAAAAACAAAAAAACUGUUGAAAAAAUGACAUAUUCAGACUAUUGAUACAUGCAGUUGUCUUGUAGCUGCUAGCUGGCCAUUGGCUGUAGCCAUCGCAGUAUGUUUAAGACAGAUGCGUGAACGCGAGGCAACAACAGUCAGCUGUCAUCGCUGCCAGUUUGGUUUAGUGUGUCAAGGCCUUAAAGGGAUAGUUCACCCCAAAAUGAAAAUUCAUUCAUUCAUGUCAUUGAUUACUAACCUUCAUGCCAUUCUAAACCUGUGAGACCUUCACUAGUCCGUGUCACAUGAACUAUGUCCUUACUACCUUUCUUGGCCUUGAACGUGCUCGUCGCAUUGCUGUCUAUGGGAGGGUCAGCUCAGAUUUCAUCAGAAAUAUCUUUAAUGUCUCAUGGGUUCAGAAUGAAAUGAGGGUGAGUAAUUAAUGACAGAACAUUCCUGUUUAGGUCAACUAUCCCUUUAAAUGUGAACUCUGAAUCUGCAUUAGAGAGAAUAACCGAUUCACACACACAUUUUGAUAUCAUGACAUUGAAUUGCAAUAUAUGUAUUGCGAUAUGUAUCAUGUCGUGAAGAUGUUGCCGUUUUCAUUACAGUCUGCCAAGUCCUUAAUAUGCAAUCGCGAGUCAGUGUGGUAACGACAUAGACAUUUUUUUUACAUUUACAUUUAUUUGGCAGAUGCUUUUAUCCAGUAAUUUUUACAGUACGUCUAAAGUUUACAUUUUAUCAGUAUGUGUUCCCUGGGAGUCGAACCCUUGAUCUUAGUGUUGCUGGCAUCAUACUUGAACUGCGUUUGACUUCGGACUACUUCAUAUCCUGUUUGAAUCUACCAAUUUUCCAAUUUCAACAUGACCUCGUAAACAUUCUUUUACAGCUGACAGUAUUAUGAAACGUCUCGUGACCAAGAACAAAAUAUUUAUAAUUUCCUGUUUUUUUAAUCCAUUACCUCAUUUUGAACUCCCUUUUGAGGGAUUCCUAUCUUGCAUCACAGACUUGAUACCUCAAAUAAUGUAGUUUGUUGAAGAGAGGUGUGCUAUUGUUUUUUUAAGUGAUCAGAUUCAUGAUAAAAAUCCCUUUUAUUUACAAUGAAGAAAGGAUAUUUUUGAAGAAACCCACCAUACCUUAGCAAGUUCAUAGCAAAACCCUGCCAAUUUAAGGUGAUUAUUGCAUGGACAAAAAUCACUCAUAAUUCCUUUAUUAAACAAAAAGUCUAGCUUCACAAUAAGCUGCAACGCUGUAAUGAAAUGUUGGUUUGCUUAUAGCCAGCUUUUCUCCCAGAGCAUGCUGGGAUAAUAUAUUACCAGUCAAAAGCUGUUGAAGGCGUUUGAAGUCUUUGUACAGAGGAGACGUAAUUUCAUCACAGAUUUGGUGGUUUUAUUUUUAUUAGAUCCCCCUUGUCGCUGAAAGCUGCAGAUUGAAUCUCACAGCAUUGUAAUGCAGUUUGCUUCUAAAUGCCACCUGCCAUAUUGAAAGCGUUGCAGAAUGCUGCUACUUUGCAAUGCAGAUAACAUCAAAAGUGCAUUGUGCAACCAUCUUCAUUGUGUGUUUGGUGCACAGUAAUAGAAAAGAAAAAAAAAGGGGAAUGAGUUUAUUAGUUGAGCGUGCAAUGUGGUACUUUACUUGGUCACUCAUUCACACACUCAUCAGCUGCUUUGUGUCACUCAAACCAUGUUACAUUUGCCUACAGUACAGUACGUGAUUUCUAAAAACAGUAUAGAGGAACUUGGCCAACUCAUCCUGAAUAGAACGCCUGUUUCCUGUCUGCAGCGCCCCCUAAAUGACAGUCUUCAACGGCAGCUUUUCUCCACAGCUGUGUGUCUGUUUGACCCCUGUAUACUCUUGCUAUAUCUUGGAUUCAUCAGCAGGCCUGUACAGCAAAGUUUCCUCAGUUUCAGCUGGACUAUAAAUGGCUCGUCUCGUCUGCUUCAUUUCCUUCUUUGCGGUGGCAAAGACUCUCUCAUUUGGAGGGACGGGAUGUACAGAAAAAAAGAAAAAUCCCUACAGGGACUAUGAGAGUCAUUUGUCUAUUCAUAAGUGGUUGUGACAAUAGCACAUUGCUCAUUAUUUUUGAGAACUGUUAAUACCUCAUGAUAUGUGGAUUGUUGCUGCUGAUGGGCUGUGUUUGGAAUACCAUACUACCCUUAGUGUAGUAUAUAGUAUGCAUACUGGGUACAGUAUGUGGAAGGGUACCAUAUACCACAAUGAAAUCUCUGAAAACUAUAAUAGAGUGAAAUAUUCAGGUUCACAAAGUAAAAAUCCUGUUCAUUUUUUUUUUUUUUUAGGGAAAUUCUAUUUUUAAAAGUAACUUUAAAUCUUUAAAAACAGAACUACUCUCAGCUACGAGGUUGAUAAUCUUUUGUUGAAACCAUCAGCCCAUAUUUCGACACAUUUAUCAAAUAAUCAUGCGAGUUCCUGGUGGAAAAAACGACAUUACCCAUGAUUCUGCAGAGAAUCUCCACCAAUAAGAGAACUGCAAGUAAAUAUAUCUCAUGAAGCUCUGCAAAUGAUUUAGAGUCAGUUGCCCUGCACUCCUAAACUAAUUAUGCAUAAUAUGCCAAUUAUGCAAUAUAAAUAAAAUAUAUUGUUUCUAUAUCAACAGUCUAUAUUUCUCCAUUUUCUUAAAACGUCUGUCAUUUGCAGUGCUUCAUGGGAUUGUAGUUCUUUACAUCUACACCUUUGUCUUUUUGUCCAAUUUUCAAAUACUUUUUUUUUUUUUUUUUUUUUUUUUUUUUGCUUCAAACCAAAAAUGUAAGCACGCAAUUGUUGAAAAAUGUUGUCAUUUAUCUCAUAUCUUGCUGGUUUGGUUCAUGGCUUAUAACAGAGACUUUUUUAGAUCACAAUGGUAAAAAAUGAUUCAGAGAAAUACUCCCAGAACCAAUAAAGUUGGCAUUCUGUAAACCAAUAUUAAAUAAUAAUAAGAUCCCAAAAGUUAUAUUUUGUAACUAGGCCUAUCAAAAUCCAUAUCAACCAUAUUUAUUUAAUGAAUGAUACUGGACGUUCUCUACUGUUUACGGUUUAAUGCAUACUGUACACUUUGAGAUACAGUAUAUACUGGCAGUAUAGUGCUAUACUCUACUACAGUAUUCUAGUAUUCUAUUCCAAACACAGAUGGAUAUUGAACAACGUCAUGAUGUCAUCGAUUUGGUGUGUCAUAAGCACUUGUGAUUGGUUAAAUGGUGCUCCGGUGAUUUACCCCUAACGCUGAUACAAGAUGACUCUCCAGGAUGUCGUGAAUAUGAGUUCAAACCCCACCAUGGUGUUUAUUAUCGGCCUACUCUAAUUUUUCAUUCAUCAUUUCUUGUCAAAUGGUGGUUCAAUAAUAAUCAUGAUAGUGAUGUUCAUGCAGACGAUGAUAUGCACAAAUGCUAAUUGUGUAAAUGCUAAAUGUACAUGAUAAAUGUAUUCUCUUGCACAAAGUAUGAAGUAUAUAACGUCAAAGGUAUUCGUAUGUGGUAUUGAAAAUAUAUUUGUAUUUGUACUAUGAUAGAUUCUGUACAACGCUAUUGGACUGUUGUCUAUGGUGAAAUAAAUGUAGUUUUUGCUACAUUUUUUUUUUUAACUCUU
This is a messenger RNA of Carassius auratus (goldfish), 7251 nucleotides long. It is a transcript of the gene gabbr1b, whose product is annotated as gamma-aminobutyric acid (GABA) B receptor, 1b. The record is from RefSeq and is a predicted model, not a curated record. The transcript has 23 exons. NCBI's taxonomy places the organism in Eukaryota, Metazoa, Chordata, Actinopteri, Cypriniformes, Cyprinidae. Gene Ontology annotation, cellular component: membrane; G protein-coupled receptor heterodimeric complex. Gene Ontology annotation, molecular function: G protein-coupled GABA receptor activity. The coding region runs from base 1 to 2991 and encodes 996 amino acids. Gene Ontology annotation, biological process: gamma-aminobutyric acid signaling pathway; G protein-coupled receptor signaling pathway.